GCACGAGCUGCGAGGAGCCUGCAGGCUCUCCCCUUUGGGAUAGCGGGGUGUCGGUGAGGUACACCUCCAGCCCAUCGAAUGUGCUGUCCACGGAAGUGAAGACGGGGCUCGGAAACGACGACGUGCUGGGCCGCACUGUGGUGAUCCAUGACAAGAAGGGCAGAAAAAUUGCCUGUGGCAUCAUCGAGCCGUCCGACACCACGGUCUUCGAGCAGUACCCCAAAUAUGGUGGUGACCUCCCAUUGACAUCCGGUGGUGUCCAGGUCGAGUCGGAUGAUGAAACCCAGACGAUCAGCUGGCUGUUCACGCAAGGCCUCGACCCCCGGUGCGACAAGACCACAUGCACUGCAGCUAACUGCUGUGGCAUUCACAUCCACGAGGGCACCACCUGCGCGAAUGCUGCUUCCGUCGGUGGUCACUACUGGAACAAGGACCUCUACCCGGAAGACCCCUGGAUUGAUGUCCGCUACGUGAUCGAACCAUCCAUGCCGUCGGCAGUGAACGACCUGAGCGUCAAAACGGGCUACAAUGCCGCAGACAUCGACGGCCGGGCCGUGGUGGUCCACGACUACGACGGUGUUCGGAUUGGUUGCGCCAUCAUCGAGCUGCCAGAAGAGGAGCCAGAGCCCGUGGACGGUGAUGACUUGUACGUCUUCGACUUGAGCCCCUACGUCGGUUCCUCCUCGCCUUACCAGCCACAGGGAGUGAUCGAGGUGAAGUCCACGGACGACAGCAAGACGGUGUUGUCUUGGAGCUUGACUGGCCUCGACCCCGGUUGCAGCAGCAAGUGCACCUCAACCAACUGCUGUGGUAUCCACAUUCACGAAGGCCGGCGAAGCCGUUCUUUGGGGUCCUGUCCUCACCAAGUUCCUAGGACUAGCUCUGAUGCCCCGGCCAUCCCUGGCCAAGCAAUGAUAUACUCAACAGUAUCCCCAAGUCCGAAGCUGCAGUAG
This is a messenger RNA of Symbiodinium sp. CCMP2456, 953 nucleotides long. NCBI's taxonomy places the organism in Eukaryota, Dinophyceae, Suessiales, Symbiodiniaceae. The record is from the annotation of a GenBank genome assembly.